Molecule: messenger RNA, 1500 nt
Organism: Photinus pyralis (common eastern firefly)
Lineage: Eukaryota; Metazoa; Arthropoda; Insecta; Coleoptera; Lampyridae
Product: tyrosine recombinase XerC-like
Exons: 2
Coding region: 308-1396 (362 amino acids)
Biological process (GO): DNA recombination; DNA integration
Molecular function (GO): DNA binding
Source: RefSeq, a predicted model, not a curated record
UGUAGCAAAUAACGGACGUGGUUGAAGUUUGUAAACCGAGGCGUCAGCCGAGGUUUAUAUUCAACCAAGUCCGUUAUUUGCGUAUCGGCCGUGUGUCGUUCAAGAUUUUUCGUCAUCCCAUUAUGUGGAAAUUAUAUAUUUCGACUUCAUAAAGAUCCAUCUUUUCGCAAUACUUAAAUAUAAUAAUUAUCUUGAUCAUGGUAUGCUUAUGGUCACAUGUUAGCGGUUGUCAUGGACGCAACUACUGAAAAAUAAACAAUUCGUUAAAAACGCGUGCUGAGAAGCUCUACGACGGUUUUCCAAAAAUAUGGACGUAAUUGAAGGAAAUAUCAAUAUUCCUCCAGACGUAUUAGCAGACUCCAUGGCUGCAAGUGUCGAUUUGCUACCAGAAAAGACCAGGGAGCGAUAUCAAAAAGAAUACGAAGAUUUCAAGGAAUGGCUUAAGAUUAAGAGGAUCAAUUUAGUAAAUGAAGACGUGUUAUUAGCGUACGUAAAGGGAAAAUCGGAAAUGUACUCGCCCAAUUCAUUAUGGACAAAAGUUUCAAUGUUGAAACUCACUUUGAAGGUAUAUGACAACAUUGACAUUUCAAGAUUCGGAAAAUUAUUCGCCUUUUUGAAAAGAAAGUCUGAAGGUUACAGACCAAAAAAGUCUAACAUUUUGUCUGAAGAGCAAGUCAUGACAUUUUUAUUGGAAGCUGAUGAUGGUGUAUGGCUCCUAGAAAAAGUCAUCUUAAUAUGUGGAAUAUUUGGCGCUUGUAGGGGUGAUGAGCUUUUGAAGUUGAACGUGGAGGACUUUGAAGACACCAACAAAAACGUAAUAGUUACAUUGCGGAUCACAAAAAAUAAGAAAAGCAGAGUGUUUCUAAUUCCGAAAGAAGGACUUCCCUUCAAUGCGUAUCAGUUAUACCAAAAAUACGCGGAAAAACGUCCUCAAAAUUUAGAAACUCGGCGAUUUUUCAUUGUCUACCGCAAAGAAAAGUGUGUUAGGCAGGUUGUGGGCAUUCAUACCAUUGGGGGGGUUCCCAGGAAAAUUGCUAAGUUCUUAAAAUUAAAAAACCCAGAGUUAUACACGGGCCAUUCGUUUCGGAGGUCAUCCGCUACCAUGCUUGCAGAAAAUGGUGGCGAUCUCCUAGCAGUGAAGGAACUUGGAGGCUGGGAUUCAUCUGCGGUAGCGGAGUCGUAUAUUGAAAAUUCUGUUUCGAAGCGAUUAAAAAUCACAAAACAACUAUUUCAAAGGUCCAAUGGAAACUCUGAAAUUACAACAUCCAUAGCCACAGCUUCUUCAUCAAGUGUAACAUCAACAGGUGAUAGUGGUCCUCAAGUUUCCUACGAUGGACUACAGAUUUCUAGCAAUAAUAACUGUCACUUUAAUUUUCAUAUUCAUUAUAAUAAGUAGUUGUUUGUAUUUCAAUAAAAGCAUUAUUUCUUAACGGCCGCAUAUGCGUCCGUUAUUUUUUAACGGACGCCGUCCGUUAUGAAUGAUAUUUCAUUUGUCAAAUG